Molecule: messenger RNA, 11496 nt
Organism: Lutzomyia longipalpis
Lineage: Eukaryota; Metazoa; Arthropoda; Insecta; Diptera; Psychodidae
Gene: fmt
Product: serine/threonine-protein phosphatase 6 regulatory subunit 3-B
Exons: 9
Coding region: 536-3160 (874 amino acids)
Cellular component (GO): cytosol; nucleus
Molecular function (GO): protein phosphatase regulator activity; protein phosphatase binding
Source: RefSeq, a predicted model, not a curated record
UUUGCUGGGUCUUUUGCUGUCACUUUCCGUACAAAAUACGAAGUAAAAAAAAAUGAUGGAGUUUUUGUAAAUUUCUUUUUAGUUUACGCUCUAGUUUAACAAAUUUCAAUGAACUGUGUGUUAAAACUGUGAGGAAAAGUUCAAUAAUCUCGGGUUUAAAUACAAUCUAGUGUUAUCCGCGUAGUAAAUCCUUGCGAAGUUAUAGUUAGAAAAGAAGAAAAAGGUGCCGCGAGUGUUGGAAGAGAAAGAAAAACGUCGCGAGUUGUGUGCAGUUUUUUUUUUCCUUCAUCAUCUUCCGGACAGAGUUGGCCAGGAAGCAACAGAAAGAAAUCUUUUGUGCGCGAGGAUAAUCACGUUGUUUUCCUCCUGAAAAAAACUCUAUUCUUAGUGCAGUAGGCAUUCGCUGUUAAUGUUGUAUCUGUGAUCCUUUUUUUUGUGGAGAAAAGCAGUGCUGUGUCAACCAUUUAGUAGCAAUUCGUGAAGCCAAGAGGGGACAUAUUUCGCGCACCGUGGAAAUAAAGCCAGCACCUCAGCCAUGUAUUGGGAUGGCUCCUACACGCCCUCGCAGCAUUUUGAGGCUCUGCUCAACCGGAAGAAUCUCACAUUGCUGGAGAUCCUCGAAGAUCAGGACAUUCUCCAGGAGUGUCGGACACAGAACCCCAAAUUGGUCCAAUUCCUCAAUCGUCCGGACAUUCUGGAGGAACUCGUGACGCUAAUCACAACAGAACCGCCCACAGAUGUUGCCGAGAGCGAACGCUUUAAGCAUUCCAAUUUGGCAUGUGAGAUUCUCACGAGUGACAUGCCGUCCCUCAAUCAGAGUCUCGUGGCGGAUCCUGUGAUUCUGCAGAAGCUCUACUCAUUCUUGGAGCAGAAGCCACCCCUCAAUCCGCUCCUUAUGUCGUUCUUCUGCAAAACAUUUGGGAUGCUAAUUGAUCGGAAGCAGCAUCAGGAUUGGUUUGCAUAUCAAUACGUUUGCAUCACUGUGUUGGACUUUAUUAAAUCCCGAACGGAUUUUCUCGGUACAAUACUCCAGCACAUGGGUACACCGGUCAUUAUGGAUCUCCUGCUGUACAUAAUUAUGAAUACGCAAGGCCCGGAGUUGCGGCAGAGUCUGCUUGAGUGGUUCAAUCAGCAGAAACUCAUUGAACGCCUCAUUGGGGCACUUGGUAUGGUGGGGGAUAGGGAGAAGCAUGAGAAUAUUGCGCAAUUCGUCGUGGAGUACAUUCGUGAGGGGCGACGGAAGCGUCAGAGUGAGAAGGAGGAGGGCAAUCAGGUGGACCUUCUGCUGGAGACACUCGAAGAUGAGAAGACCACUGAGCUGCUCCUCCGGACGAUUCUCGAUGGAGAGAAUCAGAAUGACGGCAACAUUGUUGCCGGCAUUACUAUUAUUCUUGCCUUAAUUGAGUAUUUAGCGACAAAUGAGCUUUCCGACGAUUCCGCCGUUCAGUAUCUCGUGAACAAGGAGAAGGAGCACCAUUCAAUUGUUGUGGGGAAGAUUCUUGGGGUGCUCAAGGGGCACAUAGGGAAGUUUCACGAUCUUCUCCUUAAACCACCGGAUAUGUCGCCGAUGCUCCAAGAGGCGAACGUAUCCAUUCUGCCAGCUUUCGGAAAUACAAGACUACAAAUAUGCUGUCUAUUCACAGUAUUAAUAGAAACACAGGAUAGUGAUAUUAUCAAUGCAAUUUGUGCAACAGAUUUUUUUAACACAUUGCUCAACCUCUUUAAGCAAUACUGUUGGAAUAAUUUUCUACACAACCAUGUCAAUAAGUGUCUACGCUACGCAUUGAACGCUUUUGACACGGGCGUCUCGACGGAAAAUUACAAGACCGUAUUGAAUUUGUCUGCCUUACAGAAACACGUGGUGGUUGAUUGCAAAGUAGUGUCAAAGUUGCUGGAUUGCUGGAUGUACAAUGAGAGUGAGCGGGAGACGAAUCAGGGACGUCGUCUGGGGUAUAUGGGUCAUCUGAUUCAGAUACUCGACUCACUGGUUUCAAGCUACACAAUGUCUGAGGAACUUCGUGCCUUAAUCGAUUCGACACUUGAGGAGGAUGAGUUGGUGCUGUGGCGGAAGAUAACUGCCGUGGAUGAUGGCGAAUUGACUGAGGAGAUUAACAUGCAGAAGCGCUUCCUUGCCGAUCACAAUCCAUUUCAGGCUAAUAACAACGUGGGACCCAAAGACUUCUACAACGAGGCAUCAAAUACGUUUAACGACUUUGGAGACACCAUGCACUCUGCAAUAGAUGAAAUGCCCAAUGCAAUUGAAAACAUCUUCUCGGCUUACAUAUCAAGUGACCUAAGCUCGAGUAUUCUCAAUAAUCUCAAAGUGUGGCCAGAUGAUGAGAUUUUGGCGUGUGAUAGUGAGGAUUUCGAGUCAGCGUGGGCCAAAGAUGACGAUGCAAAGGAUGCAAGUGCAUUAACAUUCACCAAUCCAUGGGAUUCCGAAGCAACACCAAUUGCAGACGAUGUGAAGGUUUGCGAUUCCGGAUGGGCAAAUUUCUCCUCUGACAAUUUUGCUGACUUCGAUACGCACUUUAGUCACAUUACCGGCUCCGGGAAUGGUGUUGACGCGUUUCCCAGUCCCACAGAUGAUGAUGAUGAUGAUGAUGGUGGUGACAAGGAGGUGGCACCACUCGAAGACAAUCAGAAGGAUGUUGAAGUGAAUGAUGGAGGAGAGGCCGAAACAUCGGGUACCGUCACGGAUAAAAAAGAAGAUGAGGCAGAUGAAGAGAAGGAGGAGAAGGAAGAAGACGUUGGUAGUGUAGUAGAAAAUAUCCCAUCGGUUGAGGAGGGCAACAAAAUGCCAAUUCAGACUGAUAGCACAAUCACAGAGGACAAAACCUGCGAUGAAAAUGCCAAAAAUGGAGACAACUCUCACACUUCUGAAGAAGCUACUGACGUGCCAUUGAAUGCCGCAACAGAAAGUACCAAUGAUGGGGAAAUUGGCAAUUCCGCGGAGGAGCCAAAGAGCAAUGAAAAUAGUGCCGAUGAGAUACUUCCUAGCAAUGGACCAAGUGAUUCCAUCGACGUGGAACUCAAAAAUUGUAACAACAAUGAAAUCAAUGACUGCAAAAGUCAACCAACUUCCAACAAGACGGCAAUUGUGGCAACGGCUGUUGAUGAAAAUAAUGCCACGUCGUUUGUGGAAAAUGGGCCGGCUUAAGGAGGCAGAAAUAUGUAUGUAUUGAGCAGCAAAAAAAAUAUUAUUUUUAUUGAAAAAUUCUUUCCAAAAUAGCAUAAAAAAUCACAAUACACACAUAACUCCCACCCGAUAGAAAAAAAAAGAAAGAGCAAGAAAUUCUCAAUUUGAGCAGCAAAAAAAACGAAUAUAAAUAAUUAUUAUUUUAUUGAAUGUUAUUAUAUUUUAAUUUUGUUUUUCUGGGAGAGACAAAAAAGCACGCUUUAGCAGUGAUUUUUUUUCCUCGUUGAAUUGAAAAUAAAUUUUUGGGCUUCAGAAACUCCCAUUCUACAUGAAAAUGUAUUUUCCUCCAUGAAAAUGGUAACGUUUAAACGAUAGAAAAAAAAAAGGAAAUUGGACUUAUUUGCCACAAUCAUAUCAUUCACACGGUAACCAUUUUGUUAAAGAAUAAAAAAUCUAUCAAAAAAAAAUAAGGUAAAGAUGACAAUUACGGAAAAAAAAGAAAAAGGAGAAUACAAAAAUUGUAUUAAAUUUAGAUAAAUAAAAAUAUUUCUUAAGCAUGUAAAAUAGUGGAGGUGUGAUUGGAUACUAGUUGAAAAAAAAACUUUCAUAGGGAUUACCUAAGGCAGGUAAUAGGGCCCAUCGACUCAGUCACAUUAAAUAAAUUUAAAGAAAUAAAAUUAAAAAAAAAGAAAACAUUGAUGAGACAAUUUGAAAAGAAAAAAAACUAACUCAUGUCAAUGAGCAUUUAAAAAAAGAUUUUUGAAAGAAAAUCUGAAAAAUUGGUAAAAUUAGAUUUAAAAAGUCUUCCGGGGAGGGAGUAAUAAUUUGAAAAGAAUCAAUUGAGAAAAAAAAUGAAAAUAUUUAUAAGUAAAAACAAAACUUUGAAAAAAAUACAAUAGAUUGUUUUUUAAAUAAUUUUUCAAUUAUUUUUCCGUGAUUUAGUUAAUUCUUUUCAAAUGAAUAAAUUAAAGAAAAAAAAUGAAGAGAUAAUUCCGCCCAAUUUUAAAAAUAGGAUUAUUAAAAAAAAGAGAAAACAAAGUUUUUUGAAUAAAAAAAAAACACUGGGAAAAUAUACCAAAAAAAAAAAUAAAUCUAUGGUUAGCAAACUUCUUCGUGUUAGUUUUCAACAUCACAUUAUGCUGAAAAAUAGGAAAAGAAAAAAAAGCAGGAAAGUCUUGAGAAAAAUUCAAAUAAUUUUAAGAUGAGGGUAAGAAAAAAAUAUUAACACCAACAUACUCAAAAAUACUAAAAAAAAAAAAAGAAAACCACAUUGCUCUGAGGACUUAAAAGCGAAUGAUAAAAGUGCAUUAUAAAAUAUACCUAAAUUAAUAUUUUUGUAGUUAUUUGCUUUUUCUAUAUAUUUCUAAUUAAUUGUAAAUGUAUGUAUUUAAACAAGAAGAAAAAAAAUAUGAAAAAGUAUAAAUCACGCGGAAAUGGACAAAAAAAAUCCAUGUUAAUGUUGAUUAAAAGCAUUACACUGAAAAAAAACUUUCAAAAAAAUGGACCGCGUUUGGAGAAGAAAAAAAAUGGUUUAAAAUAAUAAAUUUUGUGUGAUUUAUUGCUCAAAAUCAGUGACAAAUUUAUAUAAAUAAAUUCCACCCACCAUAUAAAAAAUACAAGAAAAUAAUCAGUGACAUUAAAUAAAAUAUGAAAAUAUUAAAAAAAAAAAAACUUCACUAUUCCCCUUAAUAAUAAAAAAAAAAUGCUGAUGCAGUUCACACUAUUAGAGUAGAAAUUAAAUGCAUAAAUAAGACAUGGGAUAGAUCAUUAUUACCUAUAAAAUGAAGAAAACUGAAAUUUUAAAUUGACAUUAAUCGUGCGUACAAAAUUUAUCUAAUGAAGUUUAGUUAAAAAAAAAAGAAACUUUUAAAAAACAAAACUAGAUAAGAUGCAAAUCCCAAUUAACACGAAAUUACGCUGCAAGUUUCUGGAGAUUUUUUUUUAUUAAAGAAAAAAAUGUUUGGUAAGACCUCAGUUUGCAGCAGAAAUAUAUUUUUUGUGUGCUCAAAAACCUUGAAAACAAGAAAAUUUAUAGGAAUCUUGCUUUCAUAAUUAUGGGACAAGAUAGUUAGUUUGGGCCCCAAUUGCUAUAAAAUUGACAAACAGCGCCCUGAUAAGCCAUAAACGCUUGUGAUGGUGUCUUUUUUUUUAAAGACCCGUGUUUAGCUAUUGGGACUGAAGCUUUUCGUAAACGUUCAUUAUUUUGUAGCACUUUUAACUAUAAAAAAAAUAAGGUUGCUGAGAUAUAUAAAAUAAAACCACACCAUUUGCUAUAAAAUUGACAAACAGCGCCCUCCUUCUCCAUAAACCCAUAUAGUGGCGAAUUACGAAGCUUCUGUACUUUACAGCAACACCUAUUAAAUGCUAAGCUUCAGGAAUUCGACACUAAAAGCAUUUGCGGAAGACGAGGACGCUAUUUGUCAAUUUUAUAGCAAUGAGAUUUUAGGUUAUAUUGUUAUUAAAACUAAACUUUCAAAAUUCACCACAAGCGUUUUAGUUGAGGCGCCAAUUGCUAUAAAAAUUGACAAACAGCGCCCUCACUUUCCAUAAACUUCUGUGGUGCUCAAUUACGGAACGUCAGUACUUUAUAGCAACACCUAUAAAAUGCUAAGCUUUAAGAAUUCACCACUAAAAGCGUUUUCGGAGGACAAGGGCGCUGUUUGUCAAUUUUAUAGCACUGAGGGGCAGGUUUUAGGAUUUUGGCUCUUACAAUUUCUAUAUUAAAUAUUUAACUUUUCAAAAUUCAGCAUCACAAGUGCUUUAGUUGAGGCGCAAAAAUUGCUAUAAAAAUUGACAAGCAACGCCCUCAUCUUACGUAAACUCUUGUGGUGGUGAAUCCUAAAAGUUCAGCAAAAUUAAAAUGAUUUUUUUUCAAAAGAAUUUUGAGAUUUGUGCGAAAAUGCGUUUAUUGGGAUUUGCUUAAUUAACUUUAUUUAAAGUAUUUUUGUUUCUUUAUCAAAUGGCAUUACACUCAAAAUAAAAAGUAAAAAAAAGUAACAUGAAAAUGGACCAGUUAAUCAUACUUAAAAAGAAAACAUAAUGCUGAAAAAUUAGGGCAAAAGCAGAGAAAUAAAAAAAAAUGAAAAUGACAUUUUGCACAAAAAAAAUACUACGAGGGAGAAAAUACUAACAUUUAUUGACACUAUUUAGUUUAAAUAAAGAAGAAAAAAAAACAAGUCUGGUGUUUAAAAAAGAUUUUUAAAAAAAAAAUAUUAAAAAGCUUGAAUGUGAGAUUUUUGUGUGUCAGCCUAAGUUUUAUUAUUUUUUCCUCUUCUCAAAUAGACCAUGAGACACAAACACUCUGGGAAAUUGCCAUGUUGACGAUCUCAAGAAGCAAUAGAAGAAAGCCCCAACUAAAGAGGGUUCUUGUUGAUAUAUUUUCUCUUUUUUUUUCACUCCUAAGUUGACUCAAAUCUUUCUUUUUUUAUUAUGGAUAAUUUCCUUGAGUCAUUUGUGUCUGAGAAAAGAAACUACCUCAAAUCAUCAUUGAAUGAUCAUUUUUAAUUUUUCAUUUUAUGUUUCUUCACAAUAUGUACCCCGCAUGAUUAGUGUGGGGGGAAGGAAAGUAAAUGCAAAGGGAUGCGUCACAAGUUAAAUCAUAGCCUAGGUUCUCUUUAUUACUAUUUUUGUUUGUUACUGCACUUGAGGAAAUUGAGAGCUGCGCAGGAUGAUUCUGCUGGAAAAUUAGAUUUUGAAAAACUUAAAAAUCUGUGGAGUUUUUGGGCUGUUUAGCUGCUUAAAUUUGCAAUUUUUUUCCGCAAUUUUUCCUUAAUAAAAGAUUUUCAAAUUCAAUUUGAAUAAAUUAAACUUAUAAAAAAUGUUCUUUUGAGUUAAUUUCCACGAGAUAAAUUCAUUUUGAAUAUAUUUUACUACAAAGUGCACUAAUUGCUUCAACGCCACCUAUUGCAACACCACCGAGUAGCUUAAAGAAGAAUAAAAGACUUAAACGGAUAAAAAAGACUAAAAUUCCUUCAAAACUAAAAACUUUGUUAAAAAUUCGAUUUUUAAAUCGUUUUGAAAGAAAAUGUUAAUCAUUAGAAAGAAAAAUGGUAAAAAUUGGAAAUGAGGAAUGUUAGAAAAGAUGCUUCAAAUUUAAACGUUAGAAGAGAAAUGUCACACGUUAAAAAAAAGAAAAAAAAUCUAAUGUUUGGAUUGCACAAUUUAUCAAAAAAAAUCUAAUUCUAAUGCAACAGCCAUUAAAAUACUUUAGUAAUCUCAAUUUCUCUAAAUAUCUACUGUCAAAUCGUUCCUUCAAAACCAAUCAAUCUCCUAAUUAGACUUCAAAUCAUGUCUCAGUAAAAUUUAAAUAAAAACACAAAAUUAUCGAAUUAUUUUAACAUAAACGACUUCCAUGUUAAAAAAAACCCUAAAAAUAAAUAGAUAUUGCUCAAAUUAGAGAAAUAUUAAAAUCUACUAUUUUCCAUAGUAGAAUUUAUCCAAGCGCAAAAUUUUCCUGAGUGUAGUCGCUUUAAUGUUACUGCAUGUAAAGAAAAGGCUAAAAGUAUCUAAUUACAGUGAAAUAAAAAUCAUUUAAGUUAAAAAGACAUUAAUUUUCUGUUAUACCUAUACCUUUAACUACUAAGGAAAUAGUAAGAAUGUAAUUUUAGUUGAAUCCUAUAUAAUUUUUUUUUGAGAAUUUUCAGUGAAAAAAAUUUUAUGGAAAGCAAAAGAAAAAAAGCAAGGAAUGUAAACCAGAAAACUUUAAAUUUAAUUGUAUUUGAUGAAAAGAAGUGACAAAUUUUUAGAAAAACAUGGUGCAAUAAUGUGAUUUCAAGCAUUAAAAAUAAUUAAAGGAAAUUUAUAAACCAUUUUUUAUUAAGAGUUUUAAAAAAUGAUGAUGAAAAAAAUUAAGAAAUAUAAACUGUGCCUAUAAAUAUAACCAAAAAAAAAGUAAAGAAAAGGGUUUGUUUUCGAUUUUUUCUUUUUAAAUUAAGAAAAUAAAUAAGUGGAGGUAAAUAGCGAUGAUUACCCGUAUUGCAAACUUACGUAUAUAUGAUAAUUAUUUCAAUGUAUAGUUAAAAAAAAAGGGACGAGUACAUAAGGAAAAAAAAACAACAAAGAAACUUGAGAACAAAAAUGUUCGAAGAAGCAUAAAAAAAAGCAUUUUUCCUUUUUCUUUUCAAAGAAAAUUUACAAUGUGUAAAUUUUCAUUUUAAUUUUGAAUGAAAAGAAAGCAAAAGGACGUAAAAUCAACAAAAUGAUUUUAUCGCUACGAAGAAUUAGGUGAAGAUGAAUUAAAAAAAAAAGUGAAAUAAUGGAAAUAUAAAAGCUUAGAAUUUGUAUGUGUCUUAAAAAGUAAUUCUUAUUCUAUAGAGUGAAGUAUUUUAAGGAACAUAAAAAAAAUGACUAAAAGUAAAUCCAUAAAAUAUCAUUAAUUUCUUUCGGCAUUUUUUUUUAAAUGAAUUUUUAAAAAAUGUCGAUUUUGUGGCUUUUAUGAGACUCUGAAAAUGCAUUAAGAAAAAAAUACAAGAAAACUCCUAAUCCUACGUCAUUCUCCUAUAACACGUGUAAGAAAAUCUUGUAUAUCAUUACUUAAGGUGAUAUCAUAGAAACAACACUAAAACGCAUAUCUCAAAUCUUAAUUACAUAUGAACAUUUUACAAGAAAAAAACACAUAAAUAAAUUAAUUAAAGUAAAGAGAAAAAAACAAUUCAAACACUAAUGAAGUAGAUUUAUUUUGGUAAUUUUUUUCUUCAAAGGUUUUCUUUUAAAUAAAUAAAUAAAUUUUGCAGGAUAAUUAAAAAAAAAUAAUCAGAAAUAUCGUGCAGUUUCAAAAAUUAGAAAAUUAUAAUUUAAAAAAACAUUUCUUAAAAUUAUUUUGAAAGUACAAUUUCAAAAAGAUUUUUUUUUGGGAAAGCAUUUCUCUUUCACAACAAAUAUUGUAAGAGGGACAGACCCUAAAUUUUUGUUGAAAAUAAAUAAAUAAUAAAAAUAAAAACAGAAUCGCGGCUGUAAAAUAAUUUCAUUUCACGAUUUUUUUUAAAUUGAGUGAUUCUUAAGUUUGAAAUAUUUUUUUUUAGUUUGCAAAAAUGUUAAUUUAAAGAAACAGUUAAAAAUUAAUUAAAAAUGAAAUAGAUUUUGAAGCCUGAGAGCAUUUUUUUCUGAAAGAUUUGGAAGGCAAAAAAAACUAUGUGUAGAAAUACAGCAGAAUGUAAUAAAAUGUAUUAAGGAAAAUAAUAUCUUUUUAGUAGAAAUGAAAAACAAGAAAAGAUUUAUAAAGAAAGAAAGAAAAAAUGGGAGAAAUAUUCAAAUUUAGUAUGUGUUUUGAUGACGUGAUAGCUUAACAAAAAAUAUUACUUUGAAUAAAAAAAAAGUAAAUAAGAAAGAUAAUGUGACUAACUUAUUCGUCGCUGUUAUGUAUAAAAUGAAAGACAAAAAAAAUUCACUGAAAGAUACAAAAAAAUGGAAUAGUUAAAAGAAAAUUGAAGUGACAAAAAAAUGAGAAUUAUUAUAACAAUGAAUUUCAAUUCCCGGUGCUCAUCUUCCUGCUUCGACAUCAAAAAGAAUUUCUUAGUCUAAAAAAAAUAUUUUCAAAAUGAUUUUCUCAAAAAAUAAAUGAAAAAAAAAUUAAUUUUGAAAUUCAUGAAAAAAAUAUUUUUCUCGGCUGAAAUGUGAGUGAACAAUAGGAGAGAAUUUCUAGUUAAAAAGAAAAGAAGAAUAUAGCAAUUUGUAAGAAAACAACGAAAGUUAAAUGUGCAAACUUUUGCAAUUAAUUUACGUUAAAGAAAAGUCUUUUCAUAAACAAUAAGUACAGAAACAUCUUAUUAAGAAAAUAAUGCAAAAACAUUGGUUAAAACAAUAAUACUGAGAUGAGACAUGGACAAAAUGUGACCAAAGGAAAAGUCUUUAUUUAUUAUGUUUGUUUUUUUUUGUAUUUUGACUACAAUGAUUGAUAUUUUCUGUGGUGAAAUGGAAAAUUAUUCUCAUAUUGAAAUUUCCAUUGAGAUGGCUGAUAAAUCUGGGGAUACUACAGGCCAUUUUUCUAAACCAUCUAGUUAAGAAAUUUUCGGUAAAGGAAUUGCGAAUUAAAGCUAAAUCAUGAAAGAAUCUGCAGGAAGAUCGCGAAAGAAAUUAAAGGAAAAAGAUCAAAAAAUUAACGCAGAAAAUAACUCCAUAAAGAUCGCGGAAGAUCAUUCAGUAAGAUCUCGAAAUAAAAGAAGGAAAACUGCAAAGAACACAGAAGAUCACAAAAACUGUUAAAAGAUCGCCAAAGAACUGCUUAAAGAUCGCCUUGGAUGUAUUAAUAGGAUUCAAAGAAAGAUCAGAGAACAGCAGAAAUAUUGAAGAAUAAACUUCAAAAAGAUCAGAGAAUAAACUGCAGAAGUAAAGCAGAAAAGCCCUGCACAAAGAUCGCGAUUGAUUAUUCAGUAUAAGAUCUAGAAAAAUAAUCAGAAAAAAGAGUAGAUCGUGAAAAACGGCUCAAAGAUCGCAAAAGAAAUCACAAAAAGGUCACGGAAGAAACUUAAGAGAAAUCAUAAAUCAAACUGCAAAAAGAUCGCGGAGAUUGUAGGUACUAAAAGAAUAAGAUCAAAGAACAGAAAGAUUGAAGAAUAAACUAAAGUCGUCUGAGAAGAAACUGCAGAAGAUUUUUUUUAAAUAAAAAAAAAAAAAAUAAUAAUUUACUAAAAUUAAAAAAAAAAGUCCGGAUAGUAUUCCAAAUAAUCCCCCUAAAAAGUCAUUAAAAUGGAAAAUUAAAUGUGAAAUGAUUUUCUAUUGAGAGACAAAAGGAGACGAGAAAGUUUAGUUAGAAAAAAACAAGAUGGCGGUACAGCAACAGCAUUACCAAUACUUAUGAAUAUCUAUUAUACUAUAAUUUUAGGAUAAUUUGAAAACUUAUCGUACUAUAAUGAGGAUCAUCAUACAGGAAAAAAAAUGAUUCUUUAUUAAGGAAUUCUGUUGAAAAAAAAAACACGCAACACACGUACAUAGAAAAUUAAACAAAAAAAAUACACUUUUGAAAAAAAAAAAACGACUAGAAAGAAUUACAGAGAAACUUUCUUUGGGACUGAAGAAAACCACUUAUUUAAUCUUCCUAGAGCUUUAAAAAAAAGUAGGAUGUUUUUUAUUUCUUCUUCUUUUAACUUUACAACAAUAUAUUUAGUUUUUUGAGGAGGUAGAGAUGAUGGAGUGGGUGAUUUUCACUAUAUACAUACAUAUAUAAAUAUAUUGUGUAAUUUUUUUGUUUUGUGUUUUUCUCAUAAAAUCAAAGACGGUUCCUGCCAUAAAGAAAUACCUUUGAGAGAACUUUUUAGUUGUUGCCUUUAAAAUGAAUUCAAAGAGAUUGAAGUUUUCCGCUAUUAUAUAAUUUGUAAAUGUGUGAACUACUUUAAGAGCUAGAAUAAAUAUCCCUAAAAUAA